GGGGACAACUGGUGAGAUUGGGGAUACUGGGGGCACUAGUGGGACUGGAGACGGGGAAGACGGGAAAGACUGAGGGACACUGAAGGAACUGGAAAUACUGGGAGCCCGGGGGGACACUGGGAAGCAGUGGGGCAACUGGUGGGCACUGGGAGGGGUGGGGCCGCCAGGGGGCGCUGUGGAACCUCGAUGGGCGUGGCUCGCUGUGUACAGUGACGUCAGUAUUCAGCGCCCAUCCGUGACGUCAUCGCGUGCCGCCGGAGCCGCGAUGGCGGCGCAGGGGGGGGAGGAGGAGGCGCCGGUGCCGCCCCAGAAGCGCUUUUACCGCCAGCGCGCGCACUCGAACCCGCUGGCAGAUCACACCCUGCGCUAUGGCCCUGGCAGAGCUGUUCCCCCAGACCCUGGCCCUGGGGCUGGAGCUCCGAGGGAAGGUGGCUGCGUUCACGCGGGCGCGGCUCCGGGCGCUCCGGGCGGCCCGGCCCGGCCACUUCGGCAACGUGGCCUGUGUGAGGGGCAACGCCAUGAAACACCUGCCCCACUUCUUCCACAGGGCACAGCUCUCCAAGCUGUUUUUCCUGUUCCCCGACCCCCAUUUCAAGCGCACGAAGCACAAGUGGAGGAUCAUCAGCCCCGCGAUGCUGGCGGAGUACGGCUUCGUGCUGCGGCCUGGGGCCGAGGACCCGCUGGUGCCGCUGCUGCCGGCGGUGACGGAGGAGGGGCAACGAGCCCAGCGGGCCGGGCGGCCCCCCCGCACCGCCGUGUUCCGCCGCCGCCCCGACCCCCCCCCGGGGGGGCCCUGAGGGGCCGGGGGGGGGGCCGGACCCCCGCGAACCCCCGGGGACCCUCCCCCGCACCCCCGUUUUUUAAUAAAGCCGCAAAGUGUUCCCAAGCCUCGUGUUUCCAACCCCCCCACCCCAAAAUCCCUCCGGGGGGAAUAUGUCACUCCCCCCUCCCCCGCCCCACGGGGGCUGCCGGGAAUUGCACCUUCCCCAAAAAUGGGGAGGGCGGGGCCGGUUCCUGCCUCAGUUUCCCCAUCGCAGGAAACCCCCGGGGGGUUGGGGGGACCCCAGUGCCCCCCCCCCUUCCCCACGCAGGGGGGUUUCCAGAGGCCCAGCCCGGUGGCGCAAGGCGGAAAUUCCCGGGAAUGCGGGACGGGGUGGGGGGGAAGCGCCGUGCGUGUGUCCCGGGGGUUCAGACCAGCCCCUCCCCGGGACUGGGGUGCACUGGUGGGAAUGGGACUGGGCGGGGCCACUGCGUGUCCCCUCCUCUCCCCGUGGGAAGGCACCCCCCCAACCCCAAAUGCCGCACAUCCAGUUUGGGGGGGGCUGGGACCAGUUCGUGACUGGGAGGGCGGGUU
Messenger RNA from Pseudopipra pipra, 1354 nucleotides. RefSeq names its product methyltransferase 1, tRNA methylguanosine (gene METTL1). Gene Ontology annotation, molecular function: tRNA (guanine(46)-N7)-methyltransferase activity. The record is from RefSeq and is a predicted model, not a curated record. Gene Ontology annotation, cellular component: tRNA methyltransferase complex. NCBI's taxonomy places the organism in Eukaryota, Metazoa, Chordata, Aves, Passeriformes, Pipridae. Gene Ontology annotation, biological process: RNA (guanine-N7)-methylation; tRNA methylation. The transcript has 4 exons. Bases 266 to 1339 code for a protein of 357 amino acids.